This is a messenger RNA of Myiozetetes cayanensis, 2979 nucleotides long. RefSeq names its product ubiquitin-conjugating enzyme E2 R2-like. Gene Ontology annotation, biological process: ubiquitin-dependent protein catabolic process; protein polyubiquitination. Lineage: Eukaryota; Metazoa; Chordata; Aves; Passeriformes; Tyrannidae. The record is from RefSeq and is a predicted model, not a curated record. The transcript has 4 exons. The coding region runs from base 65 to 541 and encodes 158 amino acids. Gene Ontology annotation, molecular function: ubiquitin conjugating enzyme activity.
GGCUCACAUUAAAUUUCCUAUUGACUAUCCAUAUUCACCACCUACCUUCAGAUUCCUGACCAAAAUGUGGCACCCCAACAUUUAUGAGAAUGGAGAUGUAUGUAUUUCAAUUCUUCACCCACCUGUAGAUGACCCACAAAGUGGAGAGCUGCCCUCCGAGAGGUGGAACCCUACCCAAAAUGUCAGGACUAUCUUACUGAGUGUAAUCUCUUUGCUUAAUGAGCCCAACACAUUCUCUCCUGCCAAUGUGGAUGCAUCAGUCAUGUUCAGGAAAUGGAGGGACAGUAAAGGAAAAGACAAGGAGUAUGCUGAAAUCAUAAGGAAACAGGUUUUGGCUACCAAAGCUGAGGCUGAGAAGGAUGGCGUGAAGGUCCCCACUACACUGGCCGAGUACUGCAUCAAAACUAAAGUGCCUUCCAAUGACAACAGUUCAGAUUUGCUUUAUGACGACUUGUACGAUGAUGACAUUGAUGACGAAGAUGAGGAGGAGGAGGAUGCCGACUGUUACGAUGAUGAUGAUUCUGGCAAUGAGGAGUCAUGACCUGCUCCCUCUAUGCCCCUGUACUGCCCUGUCCAGGCCAGAAGGGAGCAGUGGUAACCUAGCAGCAGUCCAGCAAAAAAGUGGUGGUGGGAGGGGAGGGAUCAAGAAAGCUUUGUCUCCUGCUGUCUCCUGUUGUAUGGAUCUGUUUGCUCCUUUUUUAUGGACCUCUUAGAGACCCUCCACAGAAUGUCUGAAUUCUUACAUUCUUAACCCUUUCAUCACUGUAUUAUGAUUUCUUUUUAAAAAAGAAAGUUCCUUUUCCACUUGAAAUACAACAAAACAGGUUUGCUUGUGUUUAGAUUCUUGAAUUAAAUUCAGUCUUGCAUUGAGAUGUUUGAUGCAUUUAAGGCUGGAACAAAACCAUUGGAAGAUGGAUUUUCAGGUGUUCCAGUGCUGCAUUUACUGGGAAGAAAAAUAUCCACACUGAGUAAAUUGCUAGGGUUUAGCUACUCCAUUUACAAUAAUAGCAUGUGUACAUUCAUUUAGCCUUGUGAUGGUGGCUUUUCCUUAAUGAGGUGUGGGGUGGAGAGUGUAAAGCUACUGUGUGUUGAGCUUGAUGGGAUGUUACUGAAAGGUACAGGAAUCUGUUUAGCCUGUUCAAGGUAGGAAAUAGCUGGCUCCUGGAUUCGCAGAGGACACAAUCAGCUUUGUCUCUGAAAAAGGCUUGUGAUAUGAACCUUAAAAUAUAAACACCACUUCACAUCUCUACAACUGAGCCCUGGGUUGCAUUAUUUGUUUUUUUUUCAGACUAGGUUGGGGUUGAAAAAGUUCAAUUUCUCCAUUCUACUGGGAUCUGCUGCCAGCUGCCCCUCUAGUGAGGGAGGAAAACAGAAGUGUAUCCCGCCGCCCAGUGGGUCAGCAUUCAUCCUGAACUUUUUGGCCAUGUGAGAGUCUCCUUCCCCAGUGCUCGCUAGUAGCCUUUGCUUCUUCCAGCCCAAGUCCAGUGCUGGCCUGAGCCUUUUUUCUAUUGCUUAUGUUGGUCACCUGUUGGUAAAUGCAGCUCUGCUGUAGCUCUGUAGGGUUGACAGAAGACAAAGCUCCCUUUGCCACCUGCCUGGGGCAGCCAGUCUGUUCCUGUACCUGCAGUGGCUGCUGGGACAUGGGGCAGAGGGGUGGAUGGGUGCUGGGCUCUCCCCUGCCUGGCUGGCUGGGGCACAGGUGGAUGUGUGCAGCCCUACAGGAGAAGGUUACACAGUGCUUUCAGGUUGGAAGAGAAAGCCAGCAGCAGGGUUUGACAGGCUCUUCAGCAGCAUGCUUCAGCUGAUGCCCUGAUCCUGUGUGCAGAAUCCUCUUCCACAAUCCCUCAGCACCUUCACCCCAUUGCAGUGUACUCUUGUUCAGCUGUGAUGCAGUGCCCUGAAUUCACUUUCACAUGAUCCUUGGAUUGGCAGCCAGCUGUGCCCUCCUUUGCUUAGCCCUGGCAGCUCCAGGAGGAGAUCGGAGGUGCUGGUCCUGCUUGGGUGAGCCCCUUUGUUUUGACAGGUACAGAGGCAGUCACCCUGAUAAGAACUGUAGGCUCUAGAGUAAACUUUGUUUUGUGAUCAGCUUGGUGGCUGUGUCCCAGGGUGAGAAAUGAGAUGAGAGUGAGCAAGAUGUGCUGCCUGGAGAGAAGGGGAAGGCAGCCAUUGGGGAGGGGAGGAAGGCCUGUGGAGCUCUGUUUGAAGUGAGCAAGGCAGAUUUGUUUUCAAAAUGUUGCUUGGCUGGGAUUUGCUGAAGCAGGGACAGUCCCUGCCCCAGGGUGUGUUAGUGUGCGUCCCUCUGCCCCUGGCAGAGUGAAGGUAGCCCAAGUGGUGAAACCUUGUCCCCAGUGCUCUAUGUGAUGGUCUGCCCUCCUGCUUGCUUGUUACCUGGACAGGCAGCUGGACCCCUCCUAAAGCAUCCCACAUGGGCUCCUUCAGGCCAUCUUUCCAUCAGGGACUAACUCAGUCCCUGGUGCUUUUUGGAGCCAGCAGCAGGGCUCCUUUGCAUCUAGUUACAGUGUGGGGAACACCCCCACACCCCAGCUUCAUACCAGCCCUGUGAGGGCAGUGCCAGUGUUAGAAAAUGAGCCUCUGUCACUCAUGAAUGCAGGACUGGUCUCAGGGCCACACUGGGACAGGAACAUAGGUCUCCAGCUUUGAGGGGCUGUUAGGGGCAUGAAGGAGCAGAGUACGGCAACACUGGCUGUGCUGAUGACUUGGUUUGAAAUGAUACUGCAUCUUUCAGGAUUUCCCUUGUAUUUUUUACCAUCUUCACUAUAUACUCUCCAUUGAGUUGUAUUUUGAAGCUUGGUGUCGUAAGAUGCAUUAUCAUGACUCUUCUAUUACCCUUUCUUAAAGACAAAAAGCAACCUACUUUGAGAACUCUGACAGUAAUCAGACUAAUUUCUCUUCUCCACUGCCCUGUGCAGUGUCACUUCUUGUUGACUUGCUGGUUUCCUUUUUUGGGAUACCAACUGA